Molecule: messenger RNA, 178 nt
Organism: Eimeria acervulina
Lineage: Eukaryota; Apicomplexa; Conoidasida; Eucoccidiorida; Eimeriidae
Exons: 2
Source: RefSeq, a predicted model, not a curated record
AUGGUUGUCCAUGAGUGGAUGCCAACCACUGUUCGACGGUCGCAAGGCAACGUUCAACUAACUGCGAUAAAAGUGCGGCUCCGCACUCCCGCCAGGGGGGCGGCUGGGGAACCGCGGUCGACGCAAGACGAUGUGCUCGUGCUGCUAGUGCAACAAGGGGAUGCCUUAAACACCUGGG